AUGACCGUCCCAUACCCGUUCAAGUUCAGCACUCCCGACCGACCAACCUCAUCCUCUAAUGGAGAAACCACCUCCAUAUCCGUCACGCUCGAGAAUGUCCGUGGGAGAAUCCCAAGCGCACAAGCCUCUCGCCUUCGGACGAUGAUGCUCGAAGCUCACAACGACCCCAACAAGAUCAUCGCCCAUGCCUGCAGCUACGACGGACUCUCCUCGCGCUUAGUCGAAGAGGCAGGGUUCCCAAUUAUCUUCCUCGCUGGGUACGCCGUGGCAAGUGGCUUUGGGCUACCAGAUACCGGAUAUAUUGCAAUGGAGGACAUGUGCAGGAAGAUUCAAGAGGUAGUGCGUGUGACUAGCAUCCCCGUCAUGGCGGAUGGUGAUACCGGCUACGGAAGCCCGAUGAAUGUCAAGCGGACUGUCGAAUGCUUUGCCGCGGCUGGUGCGGCUGGUAUUAUGAUUGAGGAUCAGACGUGGCCGAAGCGUUGCGGCCAUACAAAGGGCAAAUCUGUUGUCUCUCGGGGUGAAGCGUACGCCCGUGUUCAAGCCGCUUGUGAUGCGCGCAAUGAAGGCCAGGAUAUCUUCAUCCUCGCCCGGACCGACGCACUCAUCCAUGGCUGGGACGAAGCGAUUACUCGUGCGAAGGAGUUCAAGCGGAUUGGUGUGGAUGCAGUCUUUGUGGAGGCGUUGCCAGACCGGGAGGCCAUGAAGCGUUGCUCUGAGGAGAUUGGUAUCCCAGUCUUUGCAAAUAUCAUUGAAGGGGGGAAGACAGAGAAUCUCUCUGCGCUGGAGCUGGCGCAGUUGGGAUUCUGUGCAGUUGCAUACCCUUGGACGCUUGUAGCUGCUAAGCUCAAGAGUAUCAGAGAAACUCUGGAUGACUUGAAAAAGAGCAUGACCAUUGGUGCACCACCUAUGAUAUUGGGAUACUCAGAGGUGUGUGAGGGUGUAGGUUUCAACCGAUAUUGGGCUCGUGAAACAAGAUAUGAGUAUGAUGAGAACGGGCUGGUCAAUAAUUUUGAAGACGGAGCUAGGCAGAGCUAG
This is a messenger RNA of Aspergillus fumigatus Af293, 1035 nucleotides long. RefSeq names its product carboxyvinyl-carboxyphosphonate phosphorylmutase. Gene Ontology annotation, molecular function: catalytic activity. The record is from RefSeq and is a predicted model, not a curated record. NCBI's taxonomy places the organism in Eukaryota, Fungi, Ascomycota, Eurotiomycetes, Eurotiales, Aspergillaceae.